Molecule: messenger RNA, 2114 nt
Organism: Haliotis rufescens (red abalone)
Lineage: Eukaryota; Metazoa; Mollusca; Gastropoda; Lepetellida; Haliotidae
Exons: 1
Coding region: 62-1114 (350 amino acids)
Source: RefSeq, a predicted model, not a curated record
AUUUAAUGUUCCUUCCAAUACUGGCCGUAUUCCUGUCAAUAUAUCUUCAAAUUUUGGUCAAAUGACCGCCAAAGAAUGGAAGAAUUGGGUCCUUGUCUUUUCUCUUUUAUGUCUUGAUGGAUUGUUACCCACUAUACACCUAAAGGUAUGGCAGACCUUUGUACUUGCAUGCAAACAUUUUUGUCAGCCCUGCAUUGAAAAGGUUAAUCUUGUAAUUGCUAAGAAUCUCAUGGUCAAAUUUUGUACCCAAGUUACUCAGCUGUAUGGUGCACAGUUUAUUACACCAAAUAUGCAUUUGCACUGCCAUUUGCAUGAAUCUGUUAGAAACUUUGGCAGCAUGUAUGGUUUUUGGCUUUUUAGUUUUGAAAGAUACAAUGGAAUCAUGUCUGAUUUUCACACAAAUAAGAAAAAUAUUGAAGAGCAGUUAAUGAAAAAGUUCUUAAUGUUCUCAACUACUACAGAGGAAAACUUGGAUACAGAAUUUCAUUCACACUUGAAACGUCUUUCCUACUCAUCUAUUUCUCCUAUUCAGCUGACCAGCUCUGGUUUACUCACACUUCCAACUUCUAUGAUUACCGACAUUAAGACAGAUUGUUGGAGUGAUUUGACACAUAUUACUUUCAGACAUACUGUAGGCUCACCAGUAAGUGUAGUUGGGAAAGAAUUCCAUUACAACUUGUGUAAAGUGUAUUCUUAUAUGUACCGAAGGGAAGUAUCUGUGGAUAAUGUUUCUGGUGUGUGUACCAAGUACUCAUCAGUACAUUUCAAGAAUGAAUCUCUGGGUAGUGUAUCAAACAAACAGCCUGACAGGAAUAGCCAUGUAUUUGCAUCUUGGGCUGAUGAUGACACAAAUUUUAGUGACAGUCUUACUCCUCGCCUGGGAAAAAUCAGACAUUUUGUGCACAAUGUUAUAGAACUGGCUGUAGGAGAGCCUGUAGAACAUGUUUUUGCGUACAUUGACUGGUUUAAAACCCCUUCAGACCAAUUUGGAUAUCUGAAUCCUGUAUCAGUGUGGUCGACAAAACUGCAGAAUGAUGGGCCUGCUUCAUUUCUUCCAAUUCAAAGAAUAUGUGGUAAAGCAGCCUGGCGUCAUGAAAUGCACAAUUCUCAGUGAUUCAUUGUUGCAAUAUCUGUGCCAAAGGCCUCGUUUAUUUAGGAUUGACAUUUCAUGCUCAGUGAAUAUCAUUAGUAGGUCAGCUGGACUUCUGGUUAUCCUUCAUGACAGCCUUACUUGAUUUUUAAUUUAGAAUUUAUAUCAAUGGUUUUCAUUUGUCAGAUGCCUGUUGAAAUUUACACCCGAGUGGUAUGGUACUUAGACCUCACUCAGCUCUAAGCGCCCCCUAAAAAGCUCACCUGGGCCAAAGGUGGUCCUGUUGUGUACUGAAUAGGAGAUUUGUUUGGGCCAGAGGGCUGCUCUGUUUUUGCUUUAUCCAGCAAACACUCUCUCUAGAUUUCUCUGAGCUACAGUCAGAACCUAAAUUGCAUACAUCCAAAUUAGCAGUGUUUUAACAUCCUUUCUCCAAAUAUAAGCAUAUUAAUUAUAGACUGUCACCUAUAUACCUUGUGUCAAGGUCACUGAUUAUGUAAUAGUUCUCCAAAAAGUUAAAAAGAUGGAUAUCACAAGAAGUAUUGAUCUCAAUAGUACUGACCCCUGUGGCCUGCCAGAACUAAUUUUUGCACUGUAUGCCAUUUCACACUUUAGAAAAUACUGGAAGUCAUAGUUCUUUGAUGUAAUUGAAUAUUUAGGUACAUUUGUAGAGUUAGUUAGCACUGUUUUCACCUGUAGACUGUCCCAGUGAUAAUGAUAUAUGGAUCAGUUGACAACAUUUCUCAUGCUUAACAGAAAGCAUGUGCUUUGGGAAGGAGAAAGUGUUGUUCUCUCUAUUUUUGUGUUGUUGCAAAAACAACUUUCUCUAAUGAUAUAUGGAUCAGUUGACAACAGUUCUCUUGCUUAACAGGAAGCAUGUGCUCUCUAUUAAAGUUUUUACAAGAUUUGUCAAUAUGAAGCACUGAAUAUGUGUUGUAUAUUUUGUUAUGACAGUGUUGCAAAUGUUGCAUUCUUUAUUGUUCAGUGUAUUGAUUGUAUGAAUUGUAAAUGAGAAAUAUAAUGUUUC